Meleagris gallopavo (turkey) is the source of this 1688-nucleotide messenger RNA. NCBI's taxonomy places the organism in Eukaryota, Metazoa, Chordata, Aves, Galliformes, Phasianidae. The record is from RefSeq and is a predicted model, not a curated record.
ACUUCCUUACUUAUAUCAGAAUCGUUCGGGUUGGAGAAGACCUGAGAUCCGCGACCCACCCGUACCGUGCCCGGGCAUCUCCACGGAUACCCGUGGCAGGAAGGGUGCCUUGUGAAGAGGGAGGUAUGGAGUCCAGCGUUGGCACGAUCUUUGCUGAUGGGCGUUUUGUUAACCAGCAGUGUAAAAACCAUUGCCGUGGGCCUCACCGACCUCACGUGCACAGCGGCCGUAGCAUCUGCAGAGAGAAGGACGUGCCGAUGCUGCCAGGACUGCAGCCCAUCACUGAAGACCCUGGCACGUACGAUAUUGUGAAGGCUACACAGUACGGAAUGCUAGAGCGGUGCAAAGAACUGGUGGAAGCAGGAUACGAUGUUCGACAACCAGACAAAGAAAAUGUGACUCUUCUUCACUGGGCAGCAAUAAACAACAGACAGGAGCUGGUUAAGUACUAUAUUUCCAAAGGUGCAGUAGUGGAUCAGCUGGGUGGAGACUUGAAUUCGACUCCCCUUCACUGGGCCAUUAGACAAGGACACCUACCCAUGGUCAUCUUAUUGCUGAAGUGUGGAGCAGAUCCCAGCCUUAUCGAUGGGGAAGGAUUCAGCAGCAUUCAUUUGGCAGUGCUGUUUCAGCACGUGCCCGUUGUAGCUUACCUCAUAUCAAAGGGCCAGAACAUAGACACAGCAGACUUCAGUGGCCUUACGCCUUUAAUGUUAUCAGCACAAAAAGUGAUGGGACCAGAACCCACAAGAUUUCUGCUGAAGUUUAACCCCUCCCUCAAUGCUGUGGACAACGUUCAGAAGAACACUGCGCUGCACUGGGCAGUAACAUCAGGAAAUGUUAGUGCAGUGGAGCUACUGCUAGAAGCUGGUGCUAACAUGGACAUAAAAAUGUUAAAGGGAGAGACAGCGCUUGACCUUGCAGUUCAAACUCAGAAUCGCUCCAUGGUCUAUAUGUUAAUGGAGGAAGGAAGAAUGAGAAGCAGAAGAAAUAACAGGUUACUGAGAGUAAUGGAGAAAUACGAGCUGUUCCUGCUGCUGGCAUCUUGCUUGACUGUGAUGUGGGCCAUAGGAUACGUAAUGAACUUAAGUUCUGAUUCUUGGCUUUUGAAAGGAUGCCUGCUUCUCUUUCUGCUGGUUGGGAUGGCUCUGUUCAUGAGGCACUCUGUGGGACUCAAGAAUCUGAGGUAUCUUCCCACAGCACUGAUGCUAAGUUCCGUCUUUUGGAUGUCUGUGACGUGGUUUUUCUGGUUCAUGCCUGAUGUGACCAGUACCAUUUUUGAGAUCCCUGUCGUGUUCAGCGUAGUGGGUCUUCUUUAUUUUUUCUAUAAAACCUGGAGGACUGAUCCCGGAUGUAUUAAGUCUUCAGAAGAAGACAAAAAAGAGGUAAGCUGACAUGCUGCACCACGGUUGCACUUCUGAUUGAUUCAUUUAUCAUCAAACGUAUCUUUGAGAUUUUAGUUGUAUCAUCAAGCAACGUAGGUUGUUGGAUGAUAAACCCAACCUACUGUCGGUUCAUCUUCACCACCUUGCUGUUACUUCCUUGCCUCGGUCUUCUCAUUGGAAUACGAGCUUCAGCCAAGCGUGGUAUGGACUCGUGCCUUUGCUAUAAUCUAUGGCAUAAAUUCACAGAUACUUCAGUUAAUAAAUAACACUCUUGUAAGGCUUCUGUUCUAGAUGUCUCUGGUUAGA